Messenger RNA from Puccinia triticina, 2475 nucleotides. RefSeq lists its product as uncharacterized. The coding region runs from base 1 to 2475 and encodes 824 amino acids. The transcript has 4 exons. The record is from RefSeq and is a predicted model, not a curated record. NCBI's taxonomy places the organism in Eukaryota, Fungi, Basidiomycota, Pucciniomycetes, Pucciniales, Pucciniaceae.
AUGAAUCUGUCCAAAAACACGGAAAAUCACCCGGCUCCAAUGGCGUCGCAGUCAUCGAGGAAUCAACCCGCUAACAGAUACCCAUCAGCUUCGCCCUCGCCAGUCCCCAUCCGCAAGAGCCGACCAUUGCAAGCUCUCAACUCGAACCAAGUUUCCCGGAGGACUUUUGGAGAUGAAAACAAGGAAAAUUAUCGGGCAGACAGCGUUUCCCAGAGGCCAACAGGAAAUGGCAAAAUGGACCCGACCAGCGUCCUUCUGCAACCGCCCACUCAUGCCAGCCUCUCGGCCCAAGUUCGCCAAUCGCAACCUGCUUCCCAGCCCCUGGUGCCCAAGCCAUCAAUUCAACAAGUACAGCUUGGUUCCAUCCCUAAUUCGACCCAAUGGGCACAUCACCCAGUCAACGAUCCGUUGCACUUUGUGAAUGUAGACAAUACCCUUUGUCACACCACCGAUUUCUUCCCCAGUUCCUUCCUUCAGGGGGAGGUGGAUGGGCCCGAAGCGGAUCCAUUUUCCAAGCUCUCCGCUCGAACGUUGGCGUUGAUGGACCAGCCGGAGAGCGAAGUUACUGUGUAUGACUGUGAAUACUGUGACAAGACCUAUCAAGGCAAGCAUGCGCGCAGUAUUUGGAGACGACACCUCUCCGACAAGCACAAAAUCCCGCUGUCCACCCAGCCACGCCGCACCCGUUGGGAUAAUGAUGUUAACAGACCCAAGACUGAGGAAGAGCGUCGUGAGAGGACCCUGGAGAGCAAGCGUCGCUGGGCCCGAAAGAACCGCGCUGCCAAGAAAGCCGCUCGAGAUGGGCAAAGAAACUCGAUGGAACACGUGGCAGCGGUCCUUCACUCCAGGUCCCUCUCUCAUAAUCUAGCGACGAGUACCCCAGAUAGGAGCCGGGCGCCCUCCCCAAGCAUGUACCCAUCAUCGUUUGGUCACCGGGCUCACACAGCAGCUGGUUCCCCGGAAUUCUUCGCUAGCGUUGACUCGCACGCCUAUCAUCACUCACUACAGGGCAAUCAUGGCCGAUCAUCCGUGCCGAUAAUGCCCCGUGACUCCAGUGUCCCUCACACGUUUUCGCAUGGUCCCCCACCAAUGUCGUCUCACUCGUCGCUGCCCUGGGGCCAUGUCCCCUUCAACCCCUCUUUCCCUAUCAGGCAGGCCACUGCCCCUGCGGAAUGGUCAUUCCAACCGGCGGCCGAAUCGAAACCCAGCUCCUAUUCUUUCGGAAACUACUCGGCCCCCCCGGACACGCACUCACUGCAAUUUUCGGAGCGCUUCGCUAAUGAGGCAAAUCAAUCUUGCUAUUCGCCUCAUUCCUCGCAAAACCAAAGCCUGCGUCAAAGUCCUCCGGCGACGUACGAAACUGAAGUCAGCCACCAUUCAGAGUUGGCCCACCCACCCGAGCUCCCUGAUCCCUAUCCGAGUGCGCCCUUGAACUUCCAGUACCACAGCUGGGAGUUGAGCGAGCGUUUCAACUUCGCGCCGGCGGUCCCCUCGCCCCCAUUGGAGCGUCUCAGCUACGAGUCGCACGCCAAGCGUCCGAGAUUGUCUCUUCCGUCUCCCGGCCCCAUGCCCAUGCACCAAUACGAGGACUUGGGCCAAACGUAUGCAACCUGCGAUCCGGAGGCCUUGAUGGAAAGCCACAGUUUCCAACAGGUCAAUGUCCAGGACCUUUCGAUCUCGUCCAGCGAGGCUCUCCAGCUGGAAACGAAAAGCUCCUCUGUAGGAUCAGCCCGCGAUCAGGAAGCUGAAAGCGAGUACGGUAGCUUCGGUGAGCAACGCAUCAGCUCCCAAGACGAGCUGAACAACACUUCCUACCACACCCUCGAAUCACCGCCUUACACCAACAGGCAGCAGGAUGUACUGGAAGGGCAUCCCCGACCAGCCACUGCUGGAACCUUCGCACCGCUGGUCGAUGACCACGAAUACACCCGUCUCGGGCCCCUCGACAGAGCUGCUACGGAGCCCCAAUUCUCCGGCCAGCAUGAUGAUCUCCAGACGCCCCUUCGGGAGUCUGGGCUUCGAUCCGACGGAAGGUUUCACUUUUCUCAUUCGCCCAUGGGUCGGAUGGAUGCUCCAGGUCUCGAUCCAGCCGAUCUGCUGAGCUCGCCUGCAGUUUCCCGACCCGAUGUCAAUGCGAUCUCUCUCUGUCAUGGCCACUAUGCUCCCAUGAGUGCUGGCAAGAGACGCUCUUCGGAAAGCCACCACGUCCAGCCCUCGAGCCAAUCAUCCCACAUGAACCAGGGUGAUUGGAAUAACCAAGUCCUCCAGACUCCCUCAGGGCUCUCCCGCUUCACUUUCAGUAACGGCAUGGUCUCUUCUCCUGCCGGUGGGGCUGGACUUUUUGGGUCGCCCCACAACCUCUUAAGCAGGAGUCUAGGACUCACGCUGCCCAGCACCGGGGCAUCUGGGGAAGAUUGUCUCGGGGGUCUUUUGGUUGGUUCCCCUUCUUGGGAUGUGGUCCACCGAAGAGCUUGA